CUGGAGUCCCGGGCAGCACCUGCCGGGUCAGCGCCGUCCCUCCCCUGAGAAUCUGAUUCCCUGCGGCAGAGCGAAGCAGCAGCCAGGCUCCGACACCCCAGGAAUGCACCAUGCCGAUAGUCGAUAAGCUGAAGGAGGCCCUCAAGCCUGGCCGCAAGGACUCAGCGGAAGAUGGGGACCUGGGCAAGCUGCUGGCUGCGUCUGCCAAGAAGGUCCUUCUGCAGAGGAUUGAGUUUGAACCUGCCAGCAAAAGCUUCUCCUACCAGCUGGAGUCCUUGAAGAGCAAAUAUGUGCUGUUGAACUCCAGGGCGGAGGGAGCCAGUCACCACAAGAGCAGAGAUGAGCUGCAGGCCAGGAAACCAGGCACCGAGCGUGUGUCUGGAAGCGGAGGUGACGGAGUCCCUGCCCCACAGAAAGUGCUCUUCCCUACGGAGAGACUGUCGCUAAGGUGGGAGCGCGUUUUCCGCGUCGGUGCAGGGCUGCACAACCUGGGUAACACGUGCUUCCUGAACUCCACCAUUCAGUGCUUGACCUACACGCCGCCUCUGGCCAACUAUCUGCUCUCCAAGGAUCACGCUCGGAGCUGUCACCAAGGAAGCUUUUGCAUGCUGUGUGUCAUGCAGAACCACAUGGUCCAGGCCUUUGCCAACAGCGGCAAUGCCAUCAAGCCUGUUUCCUUCAUCAGAGACCUGAAAAAGAUCGCCCGGCACUUCCGCUUCGGGAACCAAGAGGAUGCGCACGAGUUCCUGCGGUAUACCAUCGAUGCCAUGCAGAAGGCCUGCCUGAACGGCUAUGCUAAGUUGGAUCGGCAGACACAGGCUACUACUCUGGUGCAUCAGAUCUUUGGAGGCUAUCUCAGGUCCCGAGUGAAGUGCUCUCUGUGCAAGAGCGUCUCAGACACAUACGACCCCUACUUGGACAUAGCCCUGGAGAUUCGGCAAGCUGCAAAUAUCGUGCGCGCGCUGGAACUUUUUGUGAAACCAGAUGUCCUGAGCGGAGAGAACGCCUAUAUGUGUGCUAAGUGUAAGAAGAAGGUUCCGGCCAGCAAGCGCUUCACCAUCCACAGAACAUCCAAUGUCCUAACUCUGUCACUCAAGCGCUUUGCCAACUUCAGCGGGGGCAAGAUCACCAAGGACGUUGGCUAUCCUGAGUUCCUGAACAUCCGCCCGUACAUGUCCCAGAGCAGUGGCGACCCUGUCAUGUAUGGGCUCUAUGCUGUGCUGGUGCACUCAGGGUACAGCUGCCAUGCUGGGCACUACUACUGCUAUGUGAAGGCUAGCAAUGGACAGUGGUACCAGAUGAAUGACUCCUUGGUCCAUUCCAGCAACGUCAAGGUGGUUCUGAACCAGCAGGCCUACGUGCUCUUCUACCUGCGAAUUCCAGGCUCUAAGAAAAGUCCUGAGGGUCCUGUGUGCAGGGUGGGCUCCACUCUUCCUAGUCGGCCCAGUGUCAUCCCAGAUCACCCCAAGAAGAGCCCUGCCAGGGGGCUCAUUUCCUCCCCGCUGAUGCCAAAGCGACCAGACUCGGUGAUGAUGAAAGAGCUGCAGUGCCCUGAGGAGGUUGGUGUGCCCGUGUCCAGGAAUGGCUCCGUUCCAGGCCCGAAGUGCGCGUCCCCGUCCCCAAGACUCACCCCGACACCCACACACAUGCCCACCCUUCUGGAGGAGCCUGGAAAGAAGGUGAAGAAGUCAGCUCCCCCGCAGUCCCUCACCUCACCCCCCAGCACCUCUCAGGGCUCUCCUGGGACCAGUGAAGCCAGGAACCAGCGGCCUGGCUCCUGGGCAAGCAGGGACACCAUCUUCUCUACCUCACCAAAGCUCCUGGCCAAGGCCUUUGCUAAUGGCCACAGGCUGAAGGGGGAAGGCAAUGGUGUGGACCUGGAGAAGGGGGCUUCGAGCAACUCAAGCCCUGAGCACUCUGCCAGCAGUGACCCUGCCAAGGCCCCGCAGACCCCCGAGGGCAGAGCUGCGCAUUACUGUGAUUCUCAGGGAACAGACUGUCCCGCUGGCCAUUCCAAAGCGCUGCUAAAUGGAGUCGAUCCCAAGACAGUGAAGCUCAAGUCCCCUGCCCUGAGCAGCACCGCUACCGAACCCACGAGCCUCAUGUCCCCUCCACCAGCCAAAAAACUGGCUCUGUCGGCCAAGAAGGCCAGCACCCUGCGGAGGGCGACCGGCAAUGACAUCGGUUCACCUCCCCCCUCAGCAUUCUCCGACCUCACCUACCCCAUGAAAGCCACCCACCCCGUCGUUGCCUCCACUGGGCCUGUCAGUAAAGCCAGGGCUGUUACACCUGCUCCCCGACCGUCUACCCUCCCGAAGCAUUCCGUCCACCCCCACUCUGCAUCACUGUCCAGUAGUAGCGCCAAGCCCUUAGGGACAUCAGAGCCACAGAGCUGCUGCUCCUCUGCCUGGACGCCCCUGCCUCAGGUCAAUGGGCACUUGUCCCACCUACACCAGCUGCCAGAGGCCAUCGAGGCCCCGCACGGCCCCUCCAGAAAGAGGAAGAAGACCCCUAAUGCAGAUCCCCAGAGACUGGCCAUAGAUACACACCUCCCACAGUGCCUCGGGGGAGCACCUGCAGGAGCACGCAGGAAGAGGAAGAAGAAGAAGAGGGGCCUGGAGGGUGUGGCUCCCAGGGCUCCCCAGCAGAAAGGCCAGCCUCAGGACCAGCCUUGGAGUCCCAGGGGCCGGAAGGCAGAGGGUACAAAUCCCCAGGCAAGCGACCAUCAAGUGAGUCACAUCCUGGACAGUCACCAUGUGAGCAGCAGGAAAAGGAGGAAGAGGAAGAGAUCAGAGGGACUUAGCCAGGAAGCCACCCUGUCCCAGAAUCUUCUACAGCAUGGCUGCUCCCCUGCGGACCACUGUGAGCCUGAGGUCAGGACAGACUUGCAGAGGAAGAAGAGGAGGAGAAAAAGAAAACAUGAGUCACAGCAGGAGGAAGAAGAAAACAAGCUCCCAGAAGGCCAGAGGAGCCCGAGGCCCAGUGUCACCCCCGCCCCUGAGUUGAGAAUGAAUGGCCAUCUUGCCAGUGACCGCCUGGGGCUGGGACAAGCACCUCUCGUGGCCUGGAACAGAGAUAAAGAGCCGGAUGUGGUCAAGGAGCUGCUCCAGGACUCGAGUGAUAAGGCUUACGGGAAAAAAGUUUUGACCUGGGAUGGUGAGCCUUCAGCGGUCAGUCAGGAUGCCAUCAAAGACAGCCGUUUGGCCCGGACCCAGACUGUGCUUGACGACUGGGAUGAGGAGUUUGAUCGAGGGAAGGAAAAGAAAAUCAAAAAGCUCAAGAGAGAAAAGAAGAGAAACUUCAAUGCCUUCCAGAAGCUCCAGAGUAGACGAAACUUCUGGUCUGUGACUCAUCCUGCUAAGGUUGCCAGCCUCGGCUAUCGCCGCUGAGCCUGCUGUGCUCGUUAGAGGAAGACCAGUGUGCCACUGCACCCCAGAACUGUCCCGUCACAUCCUGGGAACUGUCCACUUGGAUCUGAGGAGCGGCCUUGUGCAGACCCCACUGCACCGUGAACUUGCCGUGGUGGAGGCUCCUGGUGCCACCGUUCACAGAUGAUCCAAUGUAGAAGUCUCGGGGCUUCAGCUCAGGGCCUCUGGUGGCAUUCAUAAUGAACCUCACAAGAGGAAGCCUGGUCUGUGGUGUCAUGCUGACAGUAACCUAGGAGACGUCCUCAUAGUCCCUGGGGUCUGAGUAGGAAAACCCCUCUGUUCCUGGUCUGGGGCUGUCAGAGACAAGCGACGGGGGCCAGCGUCUCCCAGCAUGUCCUUCGCUCAGGAUGGGGGCAUGUCAGUGCCUCUUCCGGUGAGCCCUCCAUUGCUCUCCUGCUGGAGCUGUCUGUGGCCCUCUCCUCAGAGGGCCCCUGUAUGACUGACUGUCAGCUGCAGAGGAGAAACCCUGGUGACUGCGUUGCCCCCCACCGCCAAGUGCAUCUCCUUGAAGGACUCACUCCUUCUAGAAACCAGCAGCUCCAGACGUGGCAGAGCCUUGAAAUUUGUGCCUCUGCUUCUCAGGCUGCUGUCCCUGCCCAGGUGGCUUUGAUGAGCUUCUCCUGCGUCCGCACUAACCUGAGGGUCUCUGUCAAGGGGGUGGUCUUUGGAGAUGAACUCUCCGUUAUUUUAUUACUUAUGAUAAAGCAUUUAUUUUUGACCAGG
Messenger RNA from Phodopus roborovskii (desert hamster), 4151 nucleotides. It is a transcript of the gene Usp36, whose product is annotated as ubiquitin specific peptidase 36. Gene Ontology annotation, molecular function: cysteine-type deubiquitinase activity; cysteine-type endopeptidase activity. The coding region runs from base 111 to 3389 and encodes 1092 amino acids. The record is from RefSeq and is a predicted model, not a curated record. Gene Ontology annotation, biological process: protein deubiquitination; regulation of apoptotic process. The transcript has 20 exons. Gene Ontology annotation, cellular component: nucleus; cytosol. NCBI's taxonomy places the organism in Eukaryota, Metazoa, Chordata, Mammalia, Rodentia, Cricetidae.